AUGAAUCCGUUGAAAUGUGCAUUUGGUGCCAUCUCUGGAAAAUUUCUCGACUUCGUUGUUCGACACCAAGGCAUUGAAAUAGAUCAAUCAAAAAUUGAUGCCAUAAUCAAUAUGCCAGAACCAAGAAAUGUACGUGAGUUGAAAAGUUUUCAAGGAAAACUUCCAUACAUUCGAAAAUUUAUCUCUAACCUUGCCAAACGAUGUCAUCCAUUUGACAAAUUGGAGAAGAAAGAUGUACCAUUUGGAUGGGACGACGCUUGUCAAAAUGCUUUCCAAAGCAUUAAACAAUAUGUCUCGUCCACCAGUACUCACAGUUCCAGUCCCAGGGAAGCCACUAACUGUUUAUAUUGCGGCACAAGAAUAUUCUCUAGGAGCACUUCUUGUCCAAGUCAACGAUAA
Olea europaea var. sylvestris is the source of this 399-nucleotide messenger RNA. RefSeq lists its product as uncharacterized. The transcript has a single exon. The coding region runs from base 1 to 399 and encodes 132 amino acids. NCBI's taxonomy places the organism in Eukaryota, Viridiplantae, Streptophyta, Magnoliopsida, Lamiales, Oleaceae. The record is from RefSeq and is a predicted model, not a curated record.